UCUCAUAUCGAGUUCUUUGUUGUCGAGGAAGCGAGAGAGAGAGAGAGAGGGAUCGAUUGAAUGAAGGAGUCAACGGGGUCGUCGAUUUCGUUCCUCGCCAUCGCUUCCCUUGUCCUCGUUCUGUUCUCCACGGUCUCGAUCGUAUCGCCGAUGGCGGAGGCGGCCACGAAGCUCCAGGAGGCGCAGGAGAAGGAGGAGGCGGCCGUCAACAUCGUCUACGUUGCGAAGCCGGAGGGCGAGGAACCAGAGGCCUUCCAUAUCCGAACCCUGGCUGCUGUUCUCGGCAGCGAGGAGGCCGCCAAGGAUUCCCUGAUUUAUCAUUACAAGCAUGCGGCGAGUGGGUUCUCGGCUAAGCUGACCCGGUCGCAGGUCGAGGAACUGUCGAAGCAACCGGGUGUUCUUCGGGUUGUGCCGAGCAAGACCGUGAGCCUCCAUGGAUCCAGGGUCAGCGCUGUUACUAACUUGGGCAUGUAGUUCCCAGACUGACUGUCUUCUCCCCUGGUGUGCGCUGCUGGUGAAUGUUAUGUGGCAGAAUAAAUAAGUGAAGCAAUGUAUCUAUCUAUCUUAGCUGCUUUCCGAUGUGUUGAAUCUUUCUUGUAUUUGAUUGCUUUUCGAUCGAUCGUUAUAUCCUACUUGGGUUUGGUAA
Musa acuminata subsp. malaccensis (wild Malaysian banana) is the source of this 646-nucleotide messenger RNA. Its product is annotated as subtilisin-like protease SBT3.17. Lineage: Eukaryota; Viridiplantae; Streptophyta; Magnoliopsida; Zingiberales; Musaceae. The record is from RefSeq and is a predicted model, not a curated record.